Acaulospora morrowiae is the source of this 1347-nucleotide messenger RNA. The record is from the annotation of a GenBank genome assembly. NCBI's taxonomy places the organism in Eukaryota, Fungi, Glomeromycota, Glomeromycetes, Diversisporales, Acaulosporaceae.
AUGCCGAUUCUCUGGAAAAAACCCUUCUGCCUGAGAGACUCGGUCGCCAAUUUCCACACGAUAAUUCCCGUUUACCUAUCCUUCCUCUCUAACGAAACAAAGAUAAAUCUAAAUAUCGACGGUAUGCGCCUAUCUACCAGUGCAUCUUUCAAUUAUCCCGAAUUCUUGCAUGAACUUGAUUUUAUCGGGUUACAGAUGACCGUCUAUCGCUGGUGGUUGAGCGAGGAAAUAUUCAAGCUGGUGGUAGACAAAUCAAAGAAGUUUGAUAGAUUCACCAUUGACCUCAAAGAUAACUCUCGAUGGCUUCCCAAUGACUUUGAUCAUUAUCUGACAGUGUUAUUCUCUUCUUCCGGGAUGAUCGAAUGGUUGACAAAGUUAAAGGUGCUGAAGCUGACAGGGCCAUUUCCGAAAUCGACAUUUCUAAAAGAUAUACUGAACGUCAAUCGAAACCUUUCGAUUCUCACCAUCGAGGAUUGGAAGAAUGAAGCGUUAAAUUAUGACCUGAGCGAUUUUAUCAAAACACAGCAUAACCUAAAGGAAUUCAAUUUUAUCAGUAACCCGGAUGAUGUCUCGCCUGUGCUUGCGGCACUGACGGGACAAUCAAAUUCUCUGCGCAAACUUCAGAUCACGAACGGUGAAAUUGUCGAUAGUCUCAACAUAGGAACUUUGUCCCGAUGUUCGCAGUUAGAAUCCAUUUGCUUUAAAUCGCUCCAUCUGUCCAGGGCUCAACUGAAAGUUUUCUCACAGGCUUCCUUUCCAAAAUUGAAUUCGCUCUACCUCAUGGACAUCGAUCACGCAUGGACCGUCAAAGGGUCAAAAAAGAUCAAGGAUAAAACCAUGCAAAACAUCAUACGAGCAUAUGGACCUCGCUUGGAGAAUCUGGGACUGAGAUUCAAUCUUGAAGUGUUUCCCGGAGUUUUAGAAGCGGUUGCAAAGUAUUGUAAAAAUUUAAAGACAUUUAUGAUCAGAAUAGAGAAAACCCAAGAAAUUCCAAAUUUAUUUAGCAUACUAAAGAGUUGUCAAAAGCUUGAGUCGCUGAUGAUUGACGAGAUCCAUUGCACGGACCCAUUUGAAGCGAACGACUUCAUGUUCGAGAUGGCCGGCCUGAUACCGUCGAGUCUUGUACACCUGGACCUGACAAAGUGGGUGAUUUCCAUCGAGAUACUGAUGGGAUUCUUGAUGAGUUGCAACGCGAGGUUGAGAACAUUGGAAUGUCAUUGCCACGGAAGUUCCAUCGGCAAGGAGGACAUGAUCAGGAAAUUCGCGAGGGAGAACGGGAGGGAGGUUAGGAAAAUUGUAAUUAAUAAUUAUUUCACGAUUUCAAAAGUUUGUGCCGAGUGGAAUUGA